Messenger RNA from Scylla paramamosain (green mud crab), 4141 nucleotides. RefSeq lists its product as uncharacterized. NCBI's taxonomy places the organism in Eukaryota, Metazoa, Arthropoda, Malacostraca, Decapoda, Portunidae. The coding region runs from base 375 to 2042 and encodes 555 amino acids. The transcript is spliced from 2 exons. The record is from RefSeq and is a predicted model, not a curated record.
GUCACGUUCACAGAGAAGUAUAACUUGUCACUACAACCACAACCCAUAACGCACACACGCGCACGCACGUCUUAUAUUCACACCCUCUACUUAAUCACUGGCCGCGACUGAGGAGUUGAUUAUAUAUCACUCAGUCAAGGAGUAGCUCUCAGAUUUCUGCAUAAUUCCAGAGACACGCAGCGGUUGCAGGGACUGCAAGUAGCGAUGUACUAACGGCUCGAGACUACAGAGGUGCCGUGACGUCGGAACUUCCUUAACAGACGGUCUGACGCCGUCAAGGUCUGCCCUGAGUAGCCAACUGUAACCUGGAGAGGGACGGAGAAGACGACUAUUCUUCCCCUCAUUGCAGAAGAAAUUACACUCACACCUUAGAGAUGCAUGCUCUUCUAAUUCUCUUCACUCUGCAUGCCACCACUGCUAUGGAGCCAGCACACCUUAAACCGGGAGCCCUCGCUGCUCAUCUUGGCCGAGUUGCCCUGGUCGAGGAUGUACUCUGGGUGCGGUAUCCUUACGCAAGUUUGGUGAAAAUUCCUGGCAAACUAAAAAGUAUAGUGGAGUGUCUGAAUGAAGCCCUACAGCGGCUACAGGAGGUUCUUCCGAAGGAUUCACCACUUUCGAAUGAGUUGUUACCCCUUCUGUACAGUAGGAUUAAAUAUAUAAACGACACAGUUACCCUGGCCUUGGAAAACUAUGAUGGAAUUCAUAAUAGUAAUCGCAAGAAACGAGGUCUUAUCGACGGUAUCGGUCAAUUAUCUCGCAUGCUCUUUGGUACCGCAAUGAAUGAAGAUAUAGAAAAGCUAAGAGAACAGUAUAAUCAACUAACCUAUGUAGCUUCAGCCAACAACAAAGCUAUUCACUUACAUAACAGAAACAUUGCCAAGCUGGAACAGCAUAUAAAUGAUCUAGGCAGGCAUGCUGAACUCCUAAGAAUUCAGCUUAACGAAGCUUUAACUAAUAUAAAGAAUUUACAAGCUUUUGCAGUCAUUCGUGAAGCAUUAUCAGCGCUUGAAAGUACAGCAGCUUCUCUUUUGCAUACGAAUGAACACCUAAUAAGGAAUGUAGUAGACGCAGCUCGUGGAAGGGUCACUUCAUCUUUGUUUCCCGUGAAGGAUUUUCUUCAUGCUUUGGCAGUGGGAAAAACAGAUUAUAACUUGAAACCCCUGUUUGAUGUAUAUGGAAUUCAUCAUUAUUAUCCACUACUGGAAUCAGUGCUGACGUCUGAAUCCAUUGUUAUUCAUGUUCCAUUCAGAUCAGAACAUAUCUUUGAGGUUCAUCGAGUGGAGCCAUUCCCAUUUCAGGUGAAUGGAACUGUCAUGACACUUGAUCAACCCAGUUCAGUAGUAUUGAUCAAUAAGGACCUUACGAUGUACGCUACAGGUAAAUUGUCAGAUUUAGACAGAUGCCAAACUGAGUAUCUUCACUUAUAUUUUUGUCCAGCAUCUCUCUUUGCCUUCUUGCCUGUUACUAGUGGCGGAAUUUGCGAAGUAGUGCUUACUCAAGAAGAUGCUUCCAAGUCCCUUACCUUAUGUCCGUACAAACAUUUGGUCCCUAAACCUUUCUUUCACACAAGUUUCUAUGGACACCACUAUUUCUUUUUCACACAAGCUUACUAUGUGUCUGUGGUUUGUCCUGAUGGUUCUGAAUAUAAGGAAGUUUCAGGUCAUUUUGCAAUCUUAAAUGCAUGUUCCUUGCGAUCUGACAAACUGAACACUUUCCCUGAAAAAUUACAUGAAGGUUUUGUGUCUAAUCUUACCUCCAGAAUCGUUCUUAUUGAUACUUUGAGUAAAGUAAAUCUUGCAAAUAUCAAAUUUGUGACCAAUACCUUAUCUGAGUUUAAUUUCUCUAAUCUCUCAGAACUAGAAAAUGCGGUUCAUGACUCUUUACCAGUGUAUCUUAGUCCCUAUGUGCAUUUUCCUACAAUCAUCAUACCCAUCAUUAUCUCACUUGUCCUACUGAUUCCUUUGUACUGCUGUGUUCGAAAAGCCCUGGAGUUAUAUAAUUACCUCAGUGGAAGAAUCAAGCACAAUAACAUGAGUCAGUAAUACACAUGACAAUGACAUGGGUAGGUACAUACAUAUAGGUUUGUCGUACGGCACGAGGACGCGCCGGGUAGGUGUGCCGAGCGAUGUUAGCACAUAGUGUAGGGAACCAUUGUAACUGUAGAUUCGAACCUUCUAGAAGCAUAAGUGGAAAUUUCCUAUUCUGAUGCCCGCUGGGAGUAGUGUCUAAUUACUGUUUCUUCUCCUAGUUUACUGGUAAAUAUUAAGAUAGGAAUAACUAUUAUAUGCAAUAAUAAAAUAAUAAUUAAUAACUGUAAAUGUUAAACUAUAUAAAUAGGCAAUAGCUAGAUAGAAUAACUCAUAUGUGAAAUAUGAUCCUGUGAAACCUAUCACCUACGAUGUCACGUGAUCACAAGCGCCGCACCUUGAGGAACGCCGCAUUGCCCCGGGCAGUUGGGUGGAGAGCUCCGAUCUGGCCAGUUGGGUGUGCGCGGUGCGCUGUGUCCUGUGUGCGUGUGAACUCUGCCACGAACAAUUGCACUAAGACUACACCCUGAGUCUUUCCCACAAGUGUGUACCUUUUGUAUAUAAGGCAGGGAAAUAAGUGCAAGUGACAGUGUAUAAGUGACUUUAUUGUGGUGACAAGAACAGUGAACAUAAGAACAUAAGAACAUAAGAAAUAAGGGAAGCUGCAAGAAGCGACCAGGCUUACACGUGGCAGUCCCUGUAUGAAACACACCUACCUAUUUCCAUCUGCUAUCCCCAUCCAUAAACUUGUCUAAUCUUCUCUUAAAGCUCUCUAGUGUCCUAGCACUAACUACAUGAUUACUGAGUCCGUUCCACUCAUCUACCACUCUAUUUGAGAACCAAUUUUUUCCUAUCUCCUUCCUAAACCUAAAUUUUUCAAGCUUGAACCCGUUAUUUCUUGUUCUACCCUGGUUGCUGAUCCUAAGAAUUUUGCUUACAUCUCCCUUGUUAUAACCCUUAUACCACUUAAAGACCUCUAUCAGGUCCCCUCUUAACCUACGUCUCUCUAGAGAAUGUAAAUUUAACCGCUUCAACCUCGCUUCGUAAGGAAUACUCCUCAUCCCCUGUAUCCUUUUAGGCAUUCUCCUCUGUACUGAUUCUAAUAGACCUAUAUCUUUCCUGUAAUGUGGGGACCAGAACUGCACAGCGUAGUCUAGAUGAGGUCUGACCAGCGCCAAGUAUAACUUUAAUAUUACUUCCGGCCUUCUACUUUUAACACUCCUAAAAAUAAAUCCUAGUACCCUAUUUGCCUUGUUUCUGGCUUCUAUGCAUUGUUUCCCUAGACGGAGUUCAGAGCUAACUAUAACUCCUAAAUCUUUCUCGUACCCUGUACCUACCAGAGUUUGGGUGUUUAAUGUGUACCUAUUGUGUGGGUUUCCUCUACCUACGCUAAGCACUUUGCAUUUAUUGAUAUUAAAUUGCAUUUGCCAUCUAUCCGUCCAUUCAUUCAUUCUAUCUAAGUCUGUCUGCAAGGCGAUGGCAUCCGCUUCUGACCUAAUUAAUCUACCUAUCUUUGUGUCAUCCGCAAAUUUACUAACAUCGCUACUAAUUCCACUAUCCAAGUCAUUGAUAUAUAUUAGAAAUAAUAAUGGCCCUAAUACUGAUCCCUGUGGCACCCCACUAAUGACAUGACCCCACUCGGAUUUCGAGCCGUUUAUUAGCACUCUCUGUCGCCUGUUACCAAGCCAUGACCCUAUCCAACCUAACACCUUCCCAUCUAUCCCGUGCGCCCUAACCUUUCUCAGGAGCUUUUGAUGGGGCACCUUGUCGAAUGCUUUACUAAAGUCCAGAUAUAAGAUAUCAUAACUAUCACCAUUAUCUACUGCCUCGUACACCUUACUGUAAAAACUUAACAAGUUUGUCAGGCAAGACUUCCCCUUCGUGAAGCCAUGCUGUGACUGAUUUAUCAAGUUAUGUUUGUCUAAAUGUUCCCUAAUGUUCCUGGCUAUUAUUGACUCUAACAUUUUACCUACAACUGAAGUUGUAGGUAAAAAAAAAGGUAGGUAGUUGUGACAGACAGAUUACAUAUCCUUGUGCUGAGAUUCAGUUUCUUGGGCUCAGUACUUAAGUGGUAUUGUAUGUAAACUGUAAAUAUAUAUGUACAAACUGUAAAA